AACCAAAAAAAAAAAAAAAAAAAAAAAAAAAAAUUGAAGACAAAAAUCAAAACAUCAACAAGACCAAAAGACAACUCCCACAUUCAAAGAAUCAUUAACCAAAAACAAAUAGAAAAGAAGAUUUUUCACAUAAACAAUAGAAACCUAUCAAUCAUCCCCUCCACGAACUUUCAUUUUCAAAGAAUCCUUCUUGGGAGGGUUUUCUACUUUUCUUGGGCUUCAUUUCCUCACCCAUUGUCAUCAAAUUCCAUCUAGAAACCUUCCCCAAGUCAAGAUUGUUAAUGCCCAUAUAUAUAAACCUUCCCCAUAGGCUUCUAGCACUUCCCCCCCCCCCCCCCCCCCCCCUAGUAAAUUACAUUAGCAUGUCUCUUCUUCAGGUUGUACUUGUGGGGUUAAAUUAUGAUGAUGAGCCAUGAUGGUUCAAGAGCAAGAACACAACAGCCACAUCCAUGGUUUAAGGUCAAGAUUGUUCAUUCAUAUUAAGGGCAUCCACGUCCAUGACCAUUCAUCCUUAGCUGCUGCAAGGCAUCAUCAUUCUAGCAGCUUCACCGACGUCGAUGAAAUCGAAACCACCAAUGAUUUAGAGGAGCAGAAUGAAGUAGCAACCAUAAACCAGCUCAAACAAACAUCAACAGAAAGCACCCAAAUUUCAUUGAAGAUCGAUUCCGUAAACAAUAUGGAUUCCAAAUCAACACCUUCUGGAACCAUGGAAAAGAAUGCAGAGAUGGAGCAAAUGAAAGAGAAGUUCGCGAAAUUGCUUCUGGGAGAAGAUAUGUCUGGUGGAGGAAAAGGGGUUUCUUCUGCACUUGCAUUGUCAAAUGCCAUCACAAAUCUUGCAGCUUCCGUUUUCGGAGAACAGUGGCGGCUAGAGCCAAUGUCUCCCCAGAGGAAAGCAAGGUGGAGGAGAGAAAUUGGGUGGUUGUUAUCUGUAACAGACCAUAUAGUUGAAUUCGUUGCCAAAAAGCAGGGCAACAUUGAGAUUAUGGUUACACAACAACGAAACGAUCUUCAUUUGAACAUCCCGGCUUUGAGAAAGCUCGACGGAAUGCUGAUUGAUUGCCUUGACAACUUCAAGGACCAAAGUGAGUUUACUUACGUCUCAAGAGAUGCACCAGACUCGGAGAAAGGGCCAAAGAGAAAAGAAGAGAAAUGGUGGCUACCAACUGCUAAAGUUCCCACCAAUGGCCUAUCAGAAACUGCAAGAAAGUUUCUGCAGUACCAGAAAGAUUGUGUGAACCAAGUCCUCAAAGCAGCAAUGGCAAUCAAUGCUCAGGUUCUUGCAGAAAUGCAGAUUCCUGAAAACUACAUCGAAUCCCUCCCCAAGAAUGGUAGAGCUAGCUUAGGAGACUCGAUCUACAAAAGUAUAACAGUCGAGUUCUUUGAUCCUGACCAGUUUUUGUCGACCAUGGACCUAUCGUCGGAGCACAAAAUCCUGGACCUCAAGAACAGGAUUGAGGCUUCCAUUGUGAUUUGGAAGAGGAAGAUGGUCCAGAAAGAUGGUAAAUCAGGAUGGGGUUCUGCUGUCAGCAUAGAGAAAAGAGAGCAGUUUGAAGAUAGAGCUGAAACUAUCCUCCUCAUCAUCAAACAAAGGUUCCCUGGGAUCCCUCAGUCUUCAUUAGAGAUCAGCAAGAUUCAAUACAACAGGGAUGUAGGGCAUGCUAUCUUGGAGAGUUACUCAAGGAUCCUAGAGAGCUUGGCGUACACUGUUCUAUCACGUAUCGAAGACGUACUAUAUGCUGAUCAAGUAGCCAGAAGUCCAACACAAGAUGGAAAGAAGAGAAGUCCAUUGAUAUCAGGGACACCACCUUUGGAGGAUAGAGACAGGACAUCUGUGGAUGCACCCUCGGCAAUGACACUGUCGGACUUCAUGGGCUGGGAAGGCGAGCAUAAUGACAACGACGAGGACUUGGUAGAAGCUACAGAGGAGAUAACGAAACAAGACUCGAAGCUAUCGGGGAUACUUAAUAGUGUAGUGACGAGAAAGACAUAUCUUGAUAACUUGGUAGGUUCGAGAAGCCCAACAUCAAGGCAUUAAGAAGAUGAAAACACCAGAAAAGUAAGACCAUGGUGGAAAAAUAGGAGAGAAAAAAGCCUGACAGAGAAAGAUGAACUUUCUACUGUCAUUUUUGAGUUUACUACUAUGUCAUUUUUGUGAACUCUGUACAUAUGUAGAGUAUGAAAUGUAAGAGUUUAAAACCGAUGCUCUACUGCCAUUCUUUUUGCUUGUUACUAGAGAUCAACAUUCAGUUAGUAUGUUAAGUUUGUUCAUCUCUUUUUCUGAUUCGCGGUUUGUAAUUAUACUUGCUCAGUUGCAGCUUAUCUUACAAACCCUUAUCAGAAUGGAAUGGAAGAACAGGCUGAGAUCACAUCUGGAACGAAUGUAUUUGAGAUUGUAAUUGACAUUGAAAGCAUAUUUUUGGAUAAACUUGCAUAAUUCACCUAAAGAGGAUACACACACAUAGAUGGAUAGAUACAUACAAUGAAGUUAGAUUUUGCCGCGAGGACCAAGCUUUGGUGGAAGCUGAGGGCCCUUAACUAUAGGCAGAAUAUCGCCAGAAACUGUAGAGCCCAAGUAAGCAAUGGUGGAACCACCUCCCAGUAUCAAGAACUUGAGCAACAAUCCUCUCUUGGUGAAUGGAGCAGCGAACGUCUCGAAGAACUUGCUCUGAAUGUUCCAUCGAAACAAAAACAAAUAGUAAGUCAACAACACGAACUCGUACUAAGGGAAGAAACCAUGAUUUUGCUGAGCAAUAAUCUAUUUAAGCAUCAUGUUGACAACAACUUUCAGUGAGUUACGUGAUAUUAGAAUGUCAACAAGCAUUUGGAUACGAUGAAAUCCUAUAUUAAGAUAUACAUUAGUCAUGGGAAAGCAUUAUCUGAAGGAAUUGGUGACAAUAUCCCAUUGCCAAUGCUACAGAAUCAUGUAACUAGUAUAUCCUGGCAAAUAUCUGGCAUUCAAUGGAUACAAAUGAUGGUCAACUAUCAAACAAAGAGGGGGUGAGAGGGAAUGGAUGUCAUGGUUGUAUGUACAAAGGAACAAUAAAGUGUUUGUUGCCACCAGAAAAAUACCCAUCUAUUAUUUUUUCUCAAACAAUAACAGCUUUUAUAGCUUAGUUGGUUAGAGCACCCGUUUAUUCAACUCUCAAUGAAAGCAAUUAGUUUAUAAAUUCAUAUUUAUAGAUAUGCAUGUUCAAAUUAUUAUUUUUUAAUUUAUAUUAAUGUAUAUACCUGUUCAAAAAAUUGUUAAGAGUA
This is a messenger RNA of Linum tenue, 3252 nucleotides long. The record is from the annotation of a GenBank genome assembly. Lineage: Eukaryota; Viridiplantae; Streptophyta; Magnoliopsida; Malpighiales; Linaceae.